AAGAGAGAGCGAGCAAGAGACUCCUGUCUGUGAGUAAGUGUGUGUGUGGUUUGUGUGUCAUAACACCAUUGUCUUCGGUGGGUGAAUCUCGCUCAGCAAAGGUCGGCCAGCAACUUGCAAUUUGGCCUUGGGUGCCCCAAUCAGCUCCGAGUCCAUCCAGUCCCUUCGCCCGUUUGAAGCCAAGCCUUCACCCGCUUACUAGGCCGCCCACCAUGGAUGACAUGGAUACGGGCUCGAACUCCGGCUCGGCUUCGGGCGAUCCCAUUCCUCGGGAUUUCGAUGAGGACGAGGAUGAUGAGGUGGACGAUGUGGACGAGGUGGCCCAAGAUGUUAUUUUGAGUCCGUUGCGCGGCAAUGGCGGCGGAGGCGUGGGCGUGGGAGGGAACGGGAGUGGCAGUCAUAACCCUGAAGAUCGGGGCCAUCACAGUGGUCUGUCCCGCAUGAUGAUGUUGGGUGGCACGAGCGACGAUCUACCCACACCCAUGCAAAUGUCGCCCUCGACCUACCUGAUGGGUGGUGAUUCCAUGAGCGUGUCCAAAGGGCGGAGCAAGUCGGGCACGCCGGGUAGUCCGGUGGUGAGUUUGGUGAGCGGCGCCACGGACACGGCUUGGGCCAACGUGGCCCCGACCACGAAAUACGAACCCUCGCCCAAGUACCUCAAGGAGAAGUGUGUGUGCUUGAACCAUUUCCAUUCGUGGACGGAACAAGAUCAGAUCGACUUCGUGGAAGACUUGUUACAGGGCAUGUGCCAUCAUCAGCACGGCACGGUCAAUGCCUUUCUCAAACCCAUGCUUCAGCGGGACUUUAUCAGCCUGCUGCCCAAGAAAGGCCUGGAUCAUGUGGCUGAGAACAUUCUCAGCUACUUGGACGCCCAAUCUUUGUGCGCGGCCGAGUUGGUGUGCACGUCGUGGCUGCGCGUCAUCUCCGAAGGCAUGUUGUGGAAGAAGCUCAUCGAGCGCAAAGUGCACACGGACAGUUUGUGGCGCGGAUUGGCCGAGCGCCGGACCUGGAUCAAGUAUCUGUUCAUUCCCAAGCCGGGCGAGUCGCAUCCGGAUCACUCGUUCUACCGGCGCCUCUACCCGUCCAUCAUCAAGGACAUUGAAACAAUUGAGAACAAUUGGCGGUGUGGCAAACAUAACCUCCAGCGCAUUAAUUGCCGCUCGGAAAACUCCAAAGGCGUUUACUGUCUCCAGUACGACGACAACAAGAUCGUUUCGGGUCUGCGUGAUAACACCAUUAAGAUGUGGGACAGGAACUCGUUGUCCUGCCUUCGCGUGCUCAACGGACACACGGGUUCAGUGCUUUGCCUCCAGUACGACGACAAAGUGAUCAUUUCCGGCUCGUCCGAUUCUACGGUCCGCGUGUGGGAUGUGGCUAGUGGUGAAAUGGUUAACACCCUGAUUCAUCAUUGCGAGGCCGUGCUCCAUCUUCGAUUCUACAACGGCAUGAUGGUGACUUGCUCGAAGGAUCGGUCCAUCGCGGUGUGGGACAUGGUGUCUUCCACGGAAAUCAACCUCCGGCGCGUGCUCGUGGGCCAUCGCGCGGCCGUCAACGUCGUGGAUUUUGACGAGAAAUACAUUGUGUCAGCUUCGGGUGAUAGAACCAUCAAGGUAUGGAACACCUCCUCUUGUGAGUUUGUGCGCACACUCAACGGGCACAAGAGGGGGAUCGCUUGCCUCCAAUAUCUGGACCGACUGAUCGUGUCCGGAAGCUCAGACAAUACCAUUCGCUUGUGGGACAUAGAGAGUGGAGCGUGCUUGCGGGUGCUCGAAGGCCACGAGGAACUGGUCCGAUGCAUUCGAUUUGACAGCAAACGCAUUGUGAGUGGCGCAUACGACGGCAAGAUCAAAGUCUGGGAUCUGGCCGCCGCACUCAACCCUCGCGCACCGUCAGGAACCUUAUGCAUUCGUACACUCAUGGAGCAUUCGGGUCGUGUCUUUAGGCUGCAGUUUGAUGAAUUCCAGAUAGUGAGCAGCUCGCAUGAUGAUACUAUCCUGAUUUGGGAUUUUCUAAACUGCUCGUCUGUCGAUGGGCGGUCUCCCAGUAAUCCCAACUCAUUCCAUGAACGUCGAGCUCACUAACUUAAUGAAUCUUCAUGUACGAAAAAGAAAGAAAAGGACAAAAAACAAACGCCCGCCCACCACUAACCUGUCGGCUUGUCUAGCUCUGUUGGGCUUUCAACUUGAACAUAUGCUAAAUCUACUACAACAACUUCUUCUACUUCUAAAAGUCCCCACCAUUUCCAUUAUCACCACCGCUUCAGCACUCAUUUGUCGAAAUGAAAGAAAUGCCUCUUCCUUUCGUCUAGUUCGCUUGACCUAUCGUUCCAUCGACCUCCAUUAGUGAUGGUUGAUCAUUGGGGCCCAUUUGGCCAUAUCAGCAAAAAUGUCAUUGACAAUGUAUCCGUCGGGCUGAAAUCUAGUUCAAAAACCCGUCCCUCAUUCCGUGACUUAGAACUCUCUAUUUUCAUUGCCACACUUUCUUAUCUAACGAAAAUGUCAACCCACAACAAUCAACUAUCACGCACUGAUUGAAAUUUCUAGAUAUAUUUUCUCCUUCUUUGUGGUGGUACAAUUUUUCUUUCUUGACCAAGUCAAUGUCCACUUCUAAGUUAUUCUGUUAUUUUUAUCCCUCUUGGGGAAAAUUUGAAUCUCAUUCCCGCUUCUAUGGACUCGGUGGAAUGAAUAUUUUCGACUUGGAAUGCAGGACUAGACUAUUGUCGGCAGUGGUGGUACCUCUUAAUGAAGAAGUCCUCUCAUUAUUCGAUGUGUUUCGCGAUCGAAUUAACGCUGGAGCCAUUGGCAACGGUGAAUGCAUUCCCCGACAUGGUAACACUCUCGAUCCCGUGCUGUGACGCAGCGACACGUAAAUGAAAACCCGGGCGUACACGAAAUACAUUCUUUUUUCCAAAUGA
Tigriopus californicus is the source of this 2914-nucleotide messenger RNA. RefSeq names its product beta-TrCP-like (gene slmb). NCBI's taxonomy places the organism in Eukaryota, Metazoa, Arthropoda, Copepoda, Harpacticoida, Harpacticidae. Bases 213 to 2081 code for a protein of 622 amino acids. The record is from RefSeq and is a predicted model, not a curated record. Gene Ontology annotation, molecular function: protein dimerization activity. The transcript is spliced from 2 exons.